Rhineura floridana is the source of this 9533-nucleotide messenger RNA. RefSeq lists its product as uncharacterized. The transcript is spliced from 2 exons. Lineage: Eukaryota; Metazoa; Chordata; Lepidosauria; Squamata; Rhineuridae. The coding region runs from base 6639 to 7637 and encodes 332 amino acids. The record is from RefSeq and is a predicted model, not a curated record.
UUGUGUCUGUGUAUAGGAUGUUUAUAAAUUAAUUACAAAAUAAAAACAGAUCUUCAGAAAUAUUCUUUGAAUACUUGAAACAUAGGCUGCACAGAGAAUUAGUACAGUAGAGCCCUGCUUUUCGGCGUUCCACUAAUAUGGUAGUUUUCAAUUACAGUAGGGCCCCACUCAUAUGGUGCUUGUUCCACUUUUUCGGGCAUCGGGCGCCAUUUUAUUGUCGGUGUUCCACUUUUCAGUGAUUUUCGCUUUUCAGUGGGGGUCUGGAACCUAACCUGCCGUAUGAGUGGGGCCCUACUGUAUCUGCAAAGGCAUUGACCUGCUUUGUGUGAUACGGCAAAUUCAGGCUACUCUGAACCAGAAAGUGAAUCAUUUGAGCAAGUGGAAAUACAUCAGUCCUCACCAUCUUCCUAGAGUUUGGCGGAUUUGUGAACUGGAUCGUUUUCUCCAGGUAGCAUGCCAUCAUAUGGGUAGUAGCGCCACCUGGUGUCCAAAAGCAGGAAUGCACAAGAGUCAAGACUUCGGCUGCUCCUUCCAGUUUAACUCCAGUCCAUUCCUACCUUUGUCCUAGGUUGGCUCCUUCUGCCUCAGCUCUUGUGAGUUGGUUCCUUUAUUGUGUUCUCUAUUACUGUGUUCCUCUAUUUUGUUGUGUAUACUGUUCUCUCCCUUAAUUGCUUGUUAUUAAAAAAAAAUGUCGUGUUAAUACAGCUGGCCUUCUUUCUCAGGCUUGGUCAGCAGCCUUGCAGCUACUGGGGAUUCUCUUCUCUUAGCAUCUCCCUCAUUCUCCCCUCAAGUCAUCUGGAAGCUGUGUCCCCCCACACCACCCAGUUGCGGCUUCUUUUUCCUCCUACUGCCCAAUUGUGUCUGCGGCCACGGAUUGCCCCUUUGGCUGCUGAGGCUAGCGGGGGUGAAUCUCCCUGUCAGUUGCUGCCGCCUCAGCUGCGGCUUCAGUCACAGCCUCACAAUCUCUUUUCACAACUACUAUUUUGUCUCCUUUUCUCUAUUAGGCUUUCCGCCCUUUUCUGCCUCCCCCCCUUUCUACAGGCUCCAGUCUGUUCCUCCUGUCUGUGCCUUCUUCCUUUCCUCUUUAGACAAGGCUGAAGUCAUGGCAGUAAUUUUUUUUAUAUAUAAAAAAAGAAUUUUCUCUCUUGGCUGCGUUUAGAGAUCUAACUUCUCCCCUCCACUGUAUGGGGUGAUUUUUGCCCUUGGCUGCAUUUCUUGGCUGCAUUUUGAGGUCAAACCACUCUCCUCUAUUGUGUGCGGUUAUUUUGGGCCUCGCUAAUCCACCGCACCCCUCUUACCUGUGCAUGUGUUGAUUAAUCAGGCAUCUAUUCAUAUAAUGCCUGGUACCACUCCCCUCUACUGUGUGCAUGUAACCAUGACUGGGCCAUCCUGUGCUGUUUUUAUGGAUAUCGCUGUUGAUGCACAGCACAGUGAUAUGCAGCAGCAGCCAUCUCAGGGGCCAUCAGUUCCAUCUAUCUCACAGACCGCAUCAGAAGGAAUUCCACCAGGAAGAAUGUUGAAAUGUAAUUUGGGCUUCACCUUGUGUGCUCAGUUCUUCCUGUGUGUAAUACCUUGGUACCUCAGGCCCUAAGGUAAGCAAGGCAGCCAAACUUGGGCCUUCCAAGUAUUCCUCAGAAAUUGCACCAGAACAGCAACAUUUUGUAUGGACGUUGCUUGUGGUUGAGAGAAAUUGGCAGCCCUUUAUUAUUCUAUGCUGCAGUUUUGGUCCUAAUCUGUCCAGGGACUGGAAAGAGCUUAACUUUUCCAUUCAGAACCCUGGGGAAAGGGCCUAGCCUUGCUACUCAGAAUCCUUGGGAACAGAUUUGGCUUAGGCCUCUGUUGAAGAGGUUUCCCACCAUUUUUAUGGUACCUAUUUCCACUUGAUCCUAGUCUGUCCAGUGACUGUGGAAAGGGCUUAGGUUUUCCAUUCAGAACCCUUGGGCAGAGAUAUGGUAUAGUCCUCUGCUGGGGAAUUUCCCCACCCUUUUUAUGGUACCUCUAUUCUCACAUGGUCUCAGUCUGUGUAGUGACUGUGGAAAGGGCCUAGCUUUACCCUUCAGAACUAUUGGGCAGAGAUAUGGUAUAGUCCUCAACUGAGAAGUAUUUCCACCUUUUUUUAUUGGAGGCACUAGAACAGCAAGUUCAAUAUUUCUAAGAGACCCGAUUCCCUUUAUCCUUAGGCCUGAACAGCAGCAGGCCGUUUCCAGGGGCACCAGUAGAAUAAUGUAGCUCCUUUAAGGGGCCUCAGUGUAGUGAUUGCCUCAUGAGCUUCAGCUCAAAGCUCCAGUUCUCCCAAGGCCUGAACAGCAGCAGGCCAUUUCUAGAGGCAACAGUAGAAUAACCUGGUGGCUCUUCCAGGAGACCUCAGUGUAGUGAAGGCAUAUGAACUGCUUCCUGAGCCUCAGCUCAAAGCUCCAGUUCUCCCAAGGUCUGAACAGCAGCAGGCCAUUUACGGAGACAGUAGUAGAAUAAUGUGGUAGCUCCUCUAAGGGGCUUCAGUGUAAUGAAGGUAUACAAAUUGCCUCAUGAGCUUCAGCUCAAAGCUGCAGUCUGUUCCUCUGAACAGAUGCAGCCCUUCAUAACUGUCUGUGUAAAUUUUUGCAGCCCUUCAUAACUUAGUGGUUCCCAUAAGGGGACCUCAGUGUAGUGAAGGUAUAUGAAUUGCCUCAUGAGCUUCAUCUCAAAGCUUCAGUCUCUUCCUCUGAAUAGAUGCAGCCCUUCAUAACUGUCGGUGUAAAUUUUUGGAUUUAUCCAGUGACUUCCUUAGAGAGGAGGAUCUUACUGUCAUUCUUGUGGGAAAACGUAAAUAAGCAAGAUAAGUAAAUUAAGCUGAAUACAGCUUUGUCAAUUACUCAAGGUUUUCUGCCUUAUCUGUUUCUGGGGCGUCAAUGCAAAGCUCCAGCUUGCUUCUCUGAAAAGCUGCAGUCCUUCAUAAUAGUCUGAGUAAAUAUUUGGAUUUAUCCAGAGACUUCCUUGGAAGCUUAAAGGGUCUGCUGGUCACCCUCCCGUGUAAGCUUAAUUUAGCAGGAUAUCGUAAAUUAAGCUAGUUCCUCAAUUAAGUCUUGUCCUUCACUAGCAGGUUCCUGGGUGACUUAAGACAGUUUAAAAUUCCAUUUAGCCUUUGGUAAGGCUUACUUUGCUGUUUCAAUUUGUGAUACUAGACUCAGGGUUACUCACAUUGGCAUAUAUGUGCUGAGGUGCAGUUCACCUGGAAGGUACUUGGUUGUUCAGUCAGCUCCUGACCUUCAUAUGAAGAUCUCUGAGCUACUUACAACAGUUUAAAAUUCCAUAUUAAAUUUAUCAAAACGAUUUAGCCCUUGGUCAGGCUUACUUCACUGUUAAAUUUGUGUAGUGUGGCUCAAGGUUACACACAUUGGCAUAUUCAGCUUCCCUACCUGCAAAUAGGCAUUUCAGUGGAUUAAAAAAAAAUAUUGAUUUUCCUUGGAUGCCAGUCCAUCACGUGGGUAGUAGUCUGUCGUCUGGCCCAAGGACAGGAAAUGUGCUGACAUUUGCAGUCUGAGGGGGUGUCACUGGCCUGCAGACCCCAGUUCAUUUCCUGUCUUGGUCCAAGGCAGACGCAUCAGAACUACUCUCCACGUGAGUUCUUACCUAGGGGUUAAAUUCCCUUUUAUUUAAGGGCAAUGGGGAUGGAGAUUCUUCCCCCCUUGUUCUUUUCUGGCCCCCUUUUUAGCCUUUUUUAGGCCCUUUAAGCCUUAAGGGUUUUUUCUUUUUUAUAAGUUAUUUAAAGUUUUUGGUGCAAAUGGGUGCCAUUUUGUCGGGCUCCGCUGUGGCAGCGUGUGUGGGAAACUGACCCAGCUCGGCUGCCUCGCUUUUCUGCGGCCCUACCGGCGCAGAGCAGUGGCAGCCCCCUCUCUCCUGCAGCGGUGCUUCCUGCUACGGCUGCAGCUGCUGUUGGGCAGCCGCCGGCAGGCGAGAUCCGCUCUUUGCUGCAGCCAUCGACUGGGACCCAACGGCCGGGGGAUCCACGCAGGUCACGACUUCCCUUCUGCGGCUUCGGCCACCCAGUAGCAACCCAACGAUCAGCUGGCCAGUGGGUCCUUCGCACCCCGCCAGCACUAGGCAGCCCAGCGGGGCCAGCCCAGCCGCACGGAGUGUGCAGCCGGACAGCAGGUCCUGCAUGACGGCACGCAGCCUGCUCUGCCCCCCGGUCCUCCAGCAGGCAGCCCCUUGAUGGGACUGCUGCUUCCGCCCCCCCAGCCUUUAGCUGGCUGGCGGACCGCCGCAACCGCUUCCCAUGUGGUGAAUAGGGAAGGAAUAGGUUGCUCAGCCUGCUGCGCCCCCUCCUGGUCAAAAAUAAUAAUAAUUAAAAAAAAUUAAAAGUAAGCAAAGAUAAUUAUGAAAAGAAAUGUGAAUAAGCUAAUAGGAUGAAAUAGGAAUUCAAGUCAAGUUUUUUGUAUAAUGUAGCUCCACCUCAUAGCAAUCACGGUAGUGAGCAGAGCAGAUCUUGUUUAUACCUUGGAAUCCUAAGCCUCCACAAGCCUUUGACCAACAGUCAGUUUUUUAUGCUACCACCCCAUACCAAUCGUCGUACUGGGCAGAGUAGGCCUGGACUGGCGCUCAGCCGUUACGCUACCACCCCAUACCAAUCACAGUACUGGGCACAGCAAGCCAUUGCCAGCGUUCAGACAUUAUAUGCUACCACCCCAUACCAAUCGCGGUACUGGGCAGAGCAAGCCUUGGCCGGCACUCAGACAUCAUGCUAACACCCCAUACCAUUUGCGGUACUGGGCAGAGCAAGCCUUGGCUGGCACUCAGACGUUAUGCUACCACCCCAUACCAAUCACAGUACUGGGCAGAGCAAACCUUUGGGGCACUCAAAUGUAAUGCUGCCACCCCUUACCAACUGCGGUACUGGGAAGAGCAGAAAGGGACUCACCACAGUGGUCAGCGAGUCCAAGAGACCCUCUAGUCAGCCCUCCAGCAGGGCUAGAUAUAUGGGGCAGGAGGAGCAGACACAGGUCCUAGCGCCCCAGACAGCCCAUAACCUCAGGGACCAGGGCCCCUCAGGGCCGGGGUCAGGCAAUGUACCCAAUGUAGAGCCCUCAGAUGGCGAAUCUAGUAACCUCUCACAGCGAACAGCUUGCUUAAUGCCUCCUCAAGCUGUUCUACUUCGAGCUGGGGCCAGCCUCUGGAUUUUAAGGAGGAUCUCAUGGAGAAGUUUAGGGACGCCUUUGUCAUGGCCCCUUCAGAGGACUCAUCAGACGAGGAUGACUCGGGAGUAACAGCAGCAGACCCAGAAGGAGAAACAGAGGAAACUCCUGAGAACCCAGCUGCUUCUCCCCCUCAGCUGCAGAGCACCCCAGACACAGCAGAGGCCCUGCAGACAGUGAACAGGAUACUCCCCCCUCACCUGCAGAACGUAGACAGCAGAAGGUCAGGCAGAAGAGGGGCAGGCCUGUCCACUUAAGGCCCAAACGCUGAUGGCUCACACCUGCUGACAAACCUACUCCUUAAAAGACAAACCUUGGCUUCAGCUUGUUGCUGACUACAAUGUAAGGUGUGGCUUCAUGUGUUUCCAGAUUCCCUGAACCUUAUCUUGGACUGACCCCUUAGCAAUUGAACCCAGACCUCUACUGACCUCGCUUCUGGACUUCUGGCUUGGCACGUAAGCUUCGAAAGGGCCUUGCCCUUAUCACACUUCAUCCUUGUUAGCCUGGCAGAUUUACGACCAAGCUGCCAGCUAAGGACUUUCCCGCCCUGGUAAAUACCCAGGAAUUUCCAGCCCUGCCUGCACUGCUGUCUCAGUGCACAGCUGACAGCCUUCUUUAGCUCCAUGGCUAGCAGCUUCGACUCUCUUCAAGCCACAGUCUCUACCCGCCCCUCCGAGUCGAUUUCUUCCGGGAGUCAAAAGGCUAGGAGCAAGUCUCAUUGCACGACGGAGCCUCUCCCUUAUCCAGAGGAGGAGGGGGAGUUGUCCCCAAGUCCCUUUGACGCAUCGAGAGGCAGGUUCCGCAAGGACCAACCACAAGACCAUGACCUCCCAUCGGAUGAGUUGGAGCACCGAUUCUGAGGACGAGAAGCUUGAGCCUCUUCUGCAGUGCCUCUUCAAGCCUUCUGACUACCCCCCAUUCUUGAGGAGAGUCAGGACUACCUUGGGCAUGGAAAGCCUGGGGGUUGAUAAGGCUGCUACUACGGGCAUAAAUCCAGAACAGGCUUCACCCUGUCUCGCAGCUCCCAUUCCAGCUCCGGUCUGCAGGUCUGCCCUGGCAGAAUGGAACAAUCCCUUGCAGUCCUGUAGAAGGAGGGCCCUGGAUGACAAGUUAUACAUCAUUGAAGCUGAUGUCAUGGGAGUUUCUUCAGAUCCCGACAGUGGACACUCCAGGGCUGGGCCUCGUCUCUAGAUCCGUUCUCCCUAAAGGGGAGACACAGCUAAAGGACCCUACGGAGCGCCGGCUGGACUAUGCCUUGAAGCGGGCUCACGAGGCUGUCGCCAUUGCCUUCAGAGCCUCUAGCACUGCAUCAGCCUUCGCUAGGGCCUCCUUGGUAUGGCUGGACAAGCAACUGGACAACCUUGAGCAGGACCCAGAGCGCACUAAGAUGACGCUGUUAAAGCUUCAUAGAGCAGCAUCCUUCAUCGCAGAUGCCACAAUGGACUCCUCCCAAUCACGGCCAGAUCCAUGGCAGCCGACAUCGUGGCACGGCGCACUGUCUGGCUUAAGCAUUGGGAGGCUGACAACACAGCCAGGGCCAAUCUCGCUACUAGGCCUUUCGCCGGAGGCAAGCUGUCCGGCGAUGAGACGCUCAAGGAAGUGCUCGUGGACCCCAAGGAAAGGAGAAAGCCAUACAUGGUGACCGUGAGGGCAGGCGCUUCCAGAGAAAAUAUGCCCCCUACAACUCUUUCCAGUCCUUUCGAGCCUCUAGACAAUCCCCAGGAGGUAGAGACUACAAACCCUCCUCCUGCUACUCAUGGGCUAGACCCCACUACAACACCAAGCAGCGUCCAGCUCAGGGAUGCUGCUCAGACUACACAGCUGCUGCCCCCAAGCAUGGCGGUCGGGCCUGUUGUCAGUGACACCUUACACAUCGGGGGCCAUCUGCUAUGCUUGGCCCCCACAUGGGAGGACAUUGGGGCGGAUGCCUUGGUCCUCAACACAGUCACCAGAGGUUAUUCAUUAGAAUUCUCCCACCCACCACAUCCCAGAUACAUUUCCUCCAGGCUUCCAGGGGAUCAACCAAAAAAGCUCAAUCUGUCAGCGACUGUACAACACCUGGUGGAGAUCCAGGCCGUAGAGGAGAUUGAACAGUCUCAGAUGCAAGAUGGAAUCCCUAGCCUCCAUCAGGGAAGCCCUGCAGGAAUGCAAUUACCUGGUCUCCAUAGAUUUGAAGGAGGCAUAUCUCCACAUACCGAUCCUUCCUGGGCACAGGAGGUUUCUGAGGUUCUCGCUUGGGCACCGUCACUUUCAGUACAGAGCCCUGCCUUUUGGCCUCUCGUCAGCCCUGAGGGUGUUCACAAAGAUCAUGGCGGCCACAGUGGCCCAUCUCCGGCUUCAGGGAGUAUACAUCUAUCAGUACCUCAACGACCUGCUCUUGAGCAAGAGCACUUUACAGUGCGCCCGGGACCAUGUGCACCUUACUUUAACUCUCCGCAACAGACUGGGCUUCCUAGUCAACCAUGAGAAGAGCCACCUAGCCCCCUCCCGACAGCUGCAGCAUCUGGGGGUCCAUGGAGGCAAUGUUCAUAUCGCUCCACCCCAGGUCUCUGGGCAAAAAGGCCUCCACUCCAACCUUAGCAAGAUGGCUAAGAACUUGCAUCAGGCUGGCCUACAAGGCCAGCAACUUGGCACCACCACAGGGCAUUAUGGCCCACCCAAUGAGGGCAGCCUCCACCUCGGCAGCUUUCUCCACUAACGCCUCUCUGAGAGAAAUCUGCAGAGCGGCAAAUUGAUCUUCUCCUUCUACCUUGAUUAGACACUAUAAGAUAGACCGUUACGCCUCGGUCGAGGCCUCCUUCGGGAGACGGGUCCUGCAGCAAGCGAUCUCUACAGAUUAGUGGGCUCGCCCAACCCACCCAGCUGGGACGGCUUUGGUAUGUCCCACAUGAUGGACUGGCAUCACCUGGAAGGUGAUUUUACUGGAUGCCAGUCCAUCACGGCCCGCCCAGUUCGAUACAUCGGGGCUCGGCCACUAUUUCUAACUUAGAGUGAAACUGCUGCCAGUGCAUUCGAAGGCUCUCAUAGAAGGGGAGAGAGAGAGAGAGAGAGAGAGAGAGAGAGAAUUGACCUUCUGGGCCAAUCAUUUUUCCUUGUAAAUAGAUGGAACGCUUUUUGCCUACGUUAUCACUGUAGCCCUUUUUCUCCAUUAGCUAUACUAGGCCGUCGCUGGUCUCAGGGUUAUUAACCUCUCUGGAUUUGUGCCAGGACUGCACAUAAGCUAUUCCAGUAUUACGCCUUGGUUGACAGCGUCCGAAAAUGAACUGGGGUCUGCAGGCCAGCAACUGCAAACGUCAGCACAUUUCCUGUCCUUGGACCAGACGACAGACUACUACCCACGUGAUGGACUGGCAUCCAGUAAAAUCACCUUUCAGGUUUUUGUCUGAAGAGAGAUGCAUGGAUCCAGUGUACAGUUCGUCUGGAAUGGAAUGGAAUGGAGUCAAGCCAGAAGGAGCAGCCAAAGUCUUGACUCUUAUGCAUUCCUGCCUUUGGACACCAGGAGGCGCUACUGCCUAUCUGAUGGUAUGAUACCUAGGAAAACCACCUUUCAGGUGAGAACAAUGGUCCAUUCUUCUCUGUUCAGCUCAUGUUUAAGGUAUUAGUCUGCACUCCUUAGCCCACUUACCUGGAAGUAAGCCCCAUUGAUUUCAGUAGAACCUAUUUCUGAAUAGACAUGGUUAGGUAUGUUGCACUGUUGGUCAAAAUGAGUGUGGUAUCUGUGAAUAUGAGAUUCCUAAAAAUGUUGAUUCAUAUUAAUCAUGUUUUCUUACAACUUUCACAUAUCUAGUAACACAGAGUUGAUCUAGUUUAGUAUUAUCAAUUCUCACAGCAUUUCUGCUUUACAUCUUUUUAAUUAUAGAUGUUGGGGGAUAGUCCUAAAAAGGUUGAUUGGCAUAGAUCUUCUGAAAAGUAGGGGAUAGAGGACACAAACAGUUACAAAGUUGUUGACCUUCUUUCUAUUCUUGAAUGUAUAAAAGUUAAAAGAUUUGAAAUGUUUCCUGUCUGAUAUCUUAACUUUAGUCUCCUAUUACACAGUCAUCAAAACAAGUUUUCUUGAAUGUUUUACAUAGACCCUUUCGAUAAGCGCUAGUAGUCUGGUUCCAUUUUGAUUGAAUGUCAUUGAGCAAUUUCUCCAUCAUCUUCAUUAGACUUGUUAGGUGCUUAUUACCCAACCUCCAAGCAACUUACAACACAUUUAAAAACAAAAACAGAAAUACAUUAUACCAUGAAAAAAUUAGUGCAAAACAGAUUAAUACAAAACUCCUACACGCAUACACGUAUGAAACUUAACUGUUGACAUGCCACAUUCUAUUAACCUUUCUAGAAAACAGUUUAAACUGGUCACAAAUAUUUGUUAACCUG